Mycena citricolor is the source of this 2414-nucleotide messenger RNA. The record is from the annotation of a GenBank genome assembly. Lineage: Eukaryota; Fungi; Basidiomycota; Agaricomycetes; Agaricales; Mycenaceae.
AUGCUCAAUAAAUAUGCUAUCCUAGGAAUUCUUGAAUGGGAGAACAUCUUGGGCGUACUCCGCGAUUGGAAAAACACUGGCAGUCUCUCUUGCAGUCUUGAUAAUGCGGCACUUUCAGCACGGGACCACAUCUCUGCCAUCCUCUCUGGCUCGCAGGAUUACGUGUCUGCGGACCGCCUGGUUCUCUACAACGUUCUUGUCGCCGUCUGCCAGUAUGCUAAACGGCUGGAGGCAGUCGUUGCGGUUCCAUCCGAGGCGACGGCGGCCCCGGUGUCCGUCCCCCCGACCCGGACAUCAAGCGAGAGCGACUCGGAUCCCGGCUCGGACGACUCGGACUCGGACUCAGACUCGGGUGGGCUGCUGAUCAACGCGAGCAUGUCCGAACCGAUGAAGCUUCUCACGCGCGAAACGGGCGCCAACCGGUUCUUCGGCAGGUUCAGUGGCAUGACGUUCCUCAAGACUGUAGUGGCGGCCACUGGCGUCAACACCUCCGAAGCGGCGAUCCACCGGCCCCGGUUCUGGGGCAUCCAGCCUUGGGAGAUGACGCCAGAGAUCUUCAUGCCACAGUUCUUUCCCGAACCCGAUCUCCUCGCGUCCCUCGUAGAUCUCUUCUUCAGCCAAGUCAACACGAUCCUUUGCAUCCUGCACGAGCGCACGUUCCGCGACGCCCUGCGCCUCCAAGACCACUUUUGGGACCAGAAGUUCGGGACGCUGGUGCUGCUGGUGUGUGCGUUUGGUGCUAAAUUCUCGUGCGAUCCGCGGGUCUUUCCGGACGGCACCCCCGACUUGCUGAGCGCCGGGUGGAAGUGGUUCAACCAGGUCAAACCGGCGCUGUCCGCCUUCCUCACGACCGGCGCGUCGUCGCGCGCGCUGCAUGAUCUGCAGGUCGUUGCGCUGAGCGCGCUCUACGUCUCGAGCGGCUCGCGCCCAGAGGAGACCUGGAUGCUCGUUGGGCUCGGGCUCCGGAUGGCGGUCGACGUGGGCGCCCACCGGCGGAUCCGCUCGACGCACGACUCUCCCGCCGAGGCCGAGAUGUACAAGCGCGUCUUCUGGCUGCUCAUGAUCUGCGACGUCGAAACCCACGCGCUCCUCGGCCGGCCCCGCGUGUGGGACCUGAAGGAUUUUGAUGUUGAAUACCACGCGCCGUUCGCGGACGAACAUCCUCGAUUCGCGGCGUAUGGCCAGCUGAUGAUCAAGCUCAUGACGAUCUUCCGGAAAAUGCAGGAUAUGUUUUUGAUUUUGACUAGGAAAGAGCAGAGCAACCACCAGGAAAUGGUGGCUGAGCUGGACUCAGAUCUCAACCAGUGGCUCAGCUCCGUGCCUCUGGAUCGUAGGUUUCUUCUUCUUAGACCUCAACGGGACCUCAUUCUUCCGAGUGAAAUGGAAUCCGGAAUGUCAGGAUCUGAUCCAGCUAAACCAGUCAGCGUCCCUGCAUAUGGCUUAUUACGUGAGUCUCACACCGGGCUUCUCAGGAGGGCUACUAUUGAUUCGAUUCCCAGCACGGUAAGAUCCGAUCCAACCGUCACCAACGCCACGCACACACACAUUCGCAUCCCCAUCAGUCCAGAUCGUCGUGCACCGGCACUUCAUCUCUUCCAAGUCACCCGUGCGUCUCAUCUGCAAUCCGAGUUCCAGUGCACUCCGAGACGCGAAAACAGACAUCGAUCGCCUCACUCUCGAUCUGCGCGGCCGCCGCCCGCUCGUGCAGCCGCGUCGCGGAGGUGCAGCUACGGCGCGGCACCGGGCCGCUGUACAACCCCCAAAUGCUGGUCCGUCCACGCCACUCCUCCUCUUUCACUCGCGCGCUCAGCCACACUUCCAAAACUCUUUCUCUUUGUGCUUUUUCCUUCCCUUCUUCUUUGGAACGCGCAGUCCGCGCUGUACAACUCUGCCAUUGUGCUGGUCCUCAGCAACGCGCGCGAAGCGGAUCCGGACGUGCAGCGGUGCCUGGACGCGCUGGCCGCGUAUGAGCGGUCGUGGAUGAUCGCGGGCCGGGACGUCGACACGCUCCAUGCGCUGAUACUGGCCAAGGCGAACGCCCGGAAACCGGCGGCUUCUGGAUUGAAGCGGGGACGGGAAGAACUUGAUGGAGCAGGAGAGGGAGGGGAGGGAGCUGUGGAUCCCGUGGGGUUGGCGUCUGACUUCGACUUCGAAGCGCAAAUCUCCUUUUUCGAGUCUUGGAUGUUCAACGGUCCGGCCGACCCCAACAUCUUGCAAGCCGACACGAUGAUGUCGUUUGGUCCUCAGCGUGGCUUCGGUGAUGCAAGCCUGGAUGUGGCCCAAGAUAUGAGUCAUUUGUUGAGUAGAGGCUCAUGAGAGUUGCUCGGGAGGGCAAAAAUUACUGUCACUACGGGAAAUAUAGUAGGUUAGGGCUGGAUACAGCUUCAAUGAAAAGUUCAUGCGCUGGGAUGGAU